Messenger RNA from Hemicordylus capensis (graceful crag lizard), 1346 nucleotides. RefSeq names its product leukocyte immunoglobulin-like receptor subfamily A member 2. Lineage: Eukaryota; Metazoa; Chordata; Lepidosauria; Squamata; Cordylidae. The record is from RefSeq and is a predicted model, not a curated record. The transcript has 6 exons. Bases 186 to 1346 code for a protein of 386 amino acids.
GUGCCACCAUUAUCUGUGACAGUCAUAUCCACUCACAGGAACUGGAUUUCUUUCUGGAGAAAGACGGCCAGAAUGAAAGGAUUGCCACAAUCCACUGCAGAAAAGAAGCUACUUUUUCCAUUACGAAUGUGAGCAGGGAACAUGGAGGGAUCUAUACUUGUUCCUAUCAUCUCUUGAACCAGUCCAUGUCAAACCGCAGCAUGCCUGUGCAUCUUCUGAUAAAAGAUCCUGAUCUCCCCAGACCCAGUAUCUCUCUCAGCCCUAGCAACGUGGCAUUUCUGGGAAACAACAUUACCAUUCGGUGCUGGGUGAAUGAUCUGAACAAGAAGAUCUUUAUCUAUCUCUAUCAGACUGAUGCAUAUUGGAUGAAGCUGAAACAGAGAUCAGAAGAGUCACAUGCUGCUGUUGCCAUGUUCACCAUCUUCAAUGUGGGAUGGCAUGAUGGAGGGAGAUACCACUGCAGAAUCAAACCCCCAUCAGAUUUUUUCAUAUCAUACUCGAGCAGUGAUGUGGAGUUGCUAGUAGUAGAAUCUUACUUAGAGAAACCCACCAUCUACCUGCAGCCCAUGGAGGUGGUUGCCCUUGGGGGGAAGGUCACUGUCCAUUGCAGAAGCAAAUACCAAGCGGAGACCUACUAUUUCCAAAAGCCUGUAAACCCUGCACCUCCCCUUUUCAUGGUGACUGAUAGAGCCACGGACAACUUCCUCGUCAUCAGCAAUGCAAGCCAGGAGGACAGCGGGAGAUACCGAUGCAGUUAUAGCCCCAGCCUGGACAAUUUAUCCUAUAAAUAUUUUCUCUCAGAGCCCAGCGACCCUGUGGAGUUGCUGAUUGCAGAUCCUGGUCUAGCUAAGCCCAAAAUAUCUGUGAUACCCGGCAGAAUAGCAGUUCUGGGAAGCAACAUCACCAUUCGGUGCCGGGUCAAAAGUCCAAGUAAGAGCUGCUAUCUUCAUAAGGCGGGAGAUAAGCAGAAAUCCCAGAUGGCAAAGCCCGUGGGUGACAUGGCCAAGUUCUCCAUCAGCAGUGUGAGUCGAAGUCAUGGAGGGAUCUACACCUGUAGCUACAGACCCCCAACAGACUCAUUCAUCUCCUCCGAGACUAGCAACAUUCUGGAGCUGUUGGUUACAGAUCCCAGCAUCUCAAGACCAACCAUCUCCCUGAUUCCCACAGAACUGAUCAUUCUUGGGGGAAAUGUUGCUUUCUAUUACCAAACCCAAGAAAGGGCUGUGGGAUUCUACCUCCAAAAGUCUGGAGAACAGAUGUCCCGGCAGCUCAUGGAGAUCAAUGAGACCCUGGCCAAGCUCACCAUCAGCAACAUCCAGGUCUACCCAGGCCCAGCAUCUUCCUGA